UUUAAUUUUGAUAGUAAUAUAACAAUGGGUUUUAUCUAUCCUGUGGUUUUAGACGUUUUGGUAUCUGAAUUAUUCUAAAUUAAGUUGUUUACAUGUUUACGUUGAUCUGUAAUUUUUAUUUGAACAGUGUUAAAGGUACUUUGAGAAAAUUUUAUUUCGAGUCAGCUUGGUCAAAUACAUACAACCAAACGAGAUUAUACAAUUACGAUAACUAUAGAAAUGUGCACACAAAUGCCAUUGCCAUAAGACAUUGUGCGAUUUGUUAUAAAAACUAUUGAAGUAGGAAAUCGUUUUCAUAAAAAAAAACAUGGGUCGAAGAAGUGGAAAAGCAUCAAAAUUGAAACGCCAUUCGUCUCUUGAUGACUUAACUGGUAGACCAUAUAGAUUGCCAAUUGACCGAAAUCAAAUUCGUCGAGUUGACCAAAUUGAUAAUCCUCAAAAUGGACAUGAAUAUCUUUACAUGGCUAGAAAAAUGGAAGAUAAAUUGCCUCCAGUUAUGACUGCCACUAAUGUUGAACUUCAGGAAUUUAUAAACAAAUUUGAAAACAAUGCUCCUACAUAUGUAAUACCUCAACUUGAAUUGCCUUGUAUAAAAAAUAAGAAAUUACUGCCGACUAAAGCCGAAAUAAUGUCAUACAUUGAACAGUAUGAUAAUGCCAGAAUUAAAAUUCAGGAUACCCGGAAAUGUAUUACUCAUCCUGAAAAUAUAUUGCCAAUAUCUAAUUCACCAACUGCUUGGUUUACAUUUUUAUUUGGAAGACAAAUUAAUGCUUCUACUCCUGUGAAUCCUGUUCAUAAUAUUGACAAAAGUGUUUAUUUUUUUCAGAGCCACUGUGCUGCUGUUAUAUCUAACUUUGUUCAAUGGAUUAUGAAAAAAAUAAUAAACACUAGUGAUGUAACUUCUUGGACAUUUUCUGUAUAUGCUAGUAUGGAUAGUGAUCCGAGUGAAACUCUGUUAUCAGACAUGCGUAUACUUACCCAGUGUUUUAUUAAUGCCCGGGCAGAAAUUGAAGACCAUUUGGAUGUUUCUGCUUUACGUUACAGCUGCUUAAUUAACUUGGUCUCAGAAAAAUUCAAACAACAUGAUCUCGGUGAUAUUGUUAACUAUAAAAAUCAUUAUUCUGGUAGUAGUACGGUAAAAAAACAAAUAUGAAGACUAAAUACUAUUAAAUGUGUUUAAUUCUUUACAUUUUAUACUUAAUGCCCUAAGUUCUAAGAUCAUAGAACUUAAAUAUUUAUUUUAACAAAUGUUUAUUAUAUAAACUUAUGAUUUAAAAUUAAUCUUUAUUUGUGUAAGUUAGUUAAAUGAUAUCAAAAUAUUAUUAAAUAAUAAAUAUUGAGUAUUGCAAGGAGGAACUUGUGAGCCAUAAAAUUCAUUAUUUUUGUUAUGUACGA
Molecule: messenger RNA, 1395 nt
Organism: Myzus persicae (green peach aphid)
Lineage: Eukaryota; Metazoa; Arthropoda; Insecta; Hemiptera; Aphididae
Exons: 7
Coding region: 308-1153 (281 amino acids)
Biological process (GO): spliceosomal snRNP assembly
Source: RefSeq, a predicted model, not a curated record